Messenger RNA from Mastomys coucha (southern multimammate mouse), 847 nucleotides. It is a transcript of the gene Snrnp27, whose product is annotated as small nuclear ribonucleoprotein U4/U6.U5 subunit 27. The record is from RefSeq and is a predicted model, not a curated record. NCBI's taxonomy places the organism in Eukaryota, Metazoa, Chordata, Mammalia, Rodentia, Muridae. Gene Ontology annotation, cellular component: precatalytic spliceosome. Gene Ontology annotation, biological process: RNA splicing. The transcript is spliced from 6 exons. The coding region runs from base 87 to 554 and encodes 155 amino acids.
CGCAAAUCAACUUCCGGCUUCUCCGGAAGUUAUGGAGUCGUUUCCGGGGCAGUCGGAGGAGGAGGCGGAGGAGGAGGAGGACUCCGAUGGGUCGAAGUCGUAGCCGCUCCCCGCGCAGGGAACGUAGGCGGUCCCGGUCCACAUCUCGGGAUCGAGAAAGAAGACGCCGAGAAAGGUCCAGGUCCAGGGAUAGAGAUCGCAGAAGGAGCCGCUCAAGAUCUCCACACCGAAGACGCUCCAGGUCUCCAAGGCGACAUAGAUCCACAUCUCCCUCCCCUUCUCGACUGAAAGAAAGAAGAGAUGAGGAAAAGAAAGAAACUAAAGAAAUAAAGAACAAAGAACGUCAGAUCACUGAGGAAGAUCUGGAGGGUAAAACGGAGGAAGAAAUAGAAAUGAUGAAAUUAAUGGGAUUUGCCUCUUUUGACUCCACAAAAGGAAAGAAGGUAGAUGGCUCUGUAAAUGCCUAUGCCAUCAACGUGUCUCAGAAGAGGAAAUACAGGCAGUACAUGAAUCGAAAAGGCGGAUUCAACAGACCUCUGGAUUUUAUUGCAUGAGACUUGAGGUGUUGGAUAGAGGAUUCCCCCCCUCAUCUGGGUCAGAGAGUAUUUUAUAUUUUGUAUUUAAUACACAUCAAAACAGGAUCUUGAUUCUUCCUUCUUAUAAAGUAAGAAAGUCUUAUUUAUGACACCCAGUUUCCUUACUGUUCGAGGCAGUGUCGGCCACCAGCCCAUUUGUCUGUCCUUGUUCCUUUGAAACUGUGUGCUUCCUUCUUGGAUGCUUGCUGGGUGUUCUUAAAAACUGAAAGUAAAUUACAUACAUUUCCCCAAUAAAACAAUAUUUCUACCCA